AUGCCAAAACGAAAAACUUUACUCGGAAGUAGACAUCGUGUACCGGCAAAUGGCGUGAAGACUACGUCAACAUCUUGCUCAGCUCUACUCAUAGAAAACGAUCCUCGCUUCUUUGGUCACGCUAUGAGGGGACCGUCUGAUUGUCUUGCCCAAGCUGUCCUGAAGAUGCUUCCAAAUCCUAAUUGGAAAAGGCCUCCUGGUCGUAAAAGAAAGUUCUGGACGGAGGUGGUGAAAGAAGGUCUGAGAACACUUGGCGUUGACAAGCGAUUCGAUCGAGACGCGAAAUUCCUUCCGCUUGUGGAACAGCGACGGAUGGAUAGAUUCUAUACGAACUCCAGCUGA
This is a messenger RNA of Necator americanus (New World hookworm), 342 nucleotides long. RefSeq lists its product as uncharacterized. The record is from RefSeq and is a predicted model, not a curated record. The coding region runs from base 1 to 342 and encodes 113 amino acids. The transcript has a single exon. Lineage: Eukaryota; Metazoa; Nematoda; Chromadorea; Rhabditida; Ancylostomatidae.